AUGUCUCAACGCCCAACAUCGCCUGCACCACCGGACUUCACCAGACCACGAUCAUCCAGCACGGACGAUGGAUACACGCUUCGCUCGUCGACGCCGAGCACAGCGCGCGCCGCCGUGUUUCCCUCGCGCGGCGCAGUCCUGGUAAACGACGUCUCCGGGUCAAACACCGCCGAACACAACACCAAUGCCGCGCCGACGUCGAGUGGUGCAUCUCGACGGCUCGCGUUUCUUAGCGAAAAGCUCUCCGGACAAGCCUCGAAAUCAUCCAAGAACCCGCUCUCCAACGCCAAUGAGCCCCUGCAAGCAUCCCUGCUUCCGCCCAGAAGUCAUUCCCGAGCGGAUUCGCGCGGAGAAGGGUCGUACAAUUCUGGUUCAACGUUGGUCAACGCGGCGCCGAGCGCGUCGUCGAAGGGUCAUCUCUCGCCCUCCAAGGCCACCUCGGGUCGGUCAGUGUACGACUCGAAGCACGUCCAGCGAGAGAUGCACCGUCUCGCCCAUCUCCCUACCGCCAUCGCGCCGUCGAUCGCUCUCGCUGCAGGAUCGAGUGCCGCAGCAAGCGUGAUCAGCCUGCCGGUGUCGGGCAAGACAUCUGGCAUAUCGAUGCCAACUCAAGGUUCAGGUAGCGACAAGGACCCGUGGAAGCAACUCCACGUCCUUUUCCUCCCGCUUUUCAACGGCGAGCCUCUUCGAUACCCUAUCGAAGAUCUCAAUACGCUCGUGAAACGACAUAUCGCGAGCGUUGUCUCCGGCGGCCCGGCCAGGGCCAUAAACACACUAGAAACGGACUGCGCCGAACUCAUAUCCGCGGGGAUGGUCACCAUGACCGCCAAGCUGGCAAAUGAGAAGGACGAGACCCUCGUCCGGCGCGUCGUCGAGGUCUGGGGCUUCUUCUGGGAUCAAGUGCUGCCGUAUGUCGAGGGCGUUCUUCUUCCUCUCCAAACGGAUCAACUCCUGCAAUCCCUCUACCGGACGCCGAAAAGUCAUACGCAUGGUUCAGGGAGCAACAGUAAGGGUGGCAGCAUGAGCGGGCUAGGGCUCACUGCAGCGCCUCAAGUAGACGUAAGGACAGUGGCGCUGCGAAUGUUCAGGGAUAAAAUCAUUCUACCAAUAUAUCCGCGCCUGCACUCCAAGUUCACGGCGUCCAAGCAGGAGCAAGAGAACAUGUUCGCCGAAACGGCUAGCCACCAGCAACCUCGGUUACGACAAAUGCUGCUCGUCCUCGCGUCCCAAGCGCGAACGCGAUUCUCGUCCCUUUCACUCACGUCGCCUCUGCCCAAGCCGGGUCCCGGCGAAGAAGCGGUCAGCAACCUCCUCAAACUCGUCAUGCACCCUCCCUCUUCCGCUUCGUCGACCUCCCCCCUCUCCUCGCACCCAUCUUUCUCGUACUCUUACUCCAAACGUGCGUCGAGGGCUCCGUCGUUCCUAUCCAGCGGAAAGCCCCGGGACCGAAGAGGCCGGGUCGCGAGCAAGCCGCACAGCCUAAAGGUCGCCAGUUUGGAUAUAGCAGGAGAGGAAGGCGAUGGUGAAGAAACGCCUCGCGGCUUCGUGCUAUCAUCGGAUGGCGAGAAAUCAAGGCGGGAGCUUCUGGAAGCUCUUCGGUCGCCCACAAGCGCAGAACCGGACAGUGCCCCACACAAUCGCGCCAGCUUCGGCGGGUGGGGAUUACCCGCCGGCGAGGAGGACGGAGAGAAGAAGGACGACGAGGAGGAGUACGGAGAGACGAUCGGGGAGAGCAUGGACUGGGAUGCGGCCCAAGCCGUGGUGGAGAAGAUGGUCGGAAUGAACUUCGGAGUAGGGGGAACUUAGUUCGCAUGCUGAGGCGUGUUGUCGGAACAUCGGGGACUGGACCAUGUUUUGCUGAGUUCUCCGCUUCUGCGUGUCUUGGUCAGGUUCUCGUUGCUGUGUAUGUGGCGCUUGAUUCAUUACGCUCAACGUCAGGUACGGCUGAAGUAACGAAGCCCACCCCGCACGCCAACUAGCUAUGUAUCGG
Messenger RNA from Punctularia strigosozonata HHB-11173 SS5, 1990 nucleotides. RefSeq names its product HbrB-domain-containing protein. The record is from RefSeq and is a predicted model, not a curated record. Gene Ontology annotation, cellular component: TORC2 complex. Gene Ontology annotation, biological process: TORC2 signaling. The coding region runs from base 1 to 1806 and encodes 601 amino acids. Lineage: Eukaryota; Fungi; Basidiomycota; Agaricomycetes; Corticiales; Punctulariaceae. The transcript is spliced from 4 exons.